AUGCAGGCUCAAGACAUAGUCACUAGUUGGGCAAAUGACGCGUUUCGCACUCUGGUCCCAUACCCGCACGAACGCAUACCCGUCAACAAGAACCAUGUCCCUUAUAUUCUCGUCCCCGUCAUACCCUUCAUCACCCUCGCCUAUCUCGCUCGCCGCCCAGAUACCCACCUGCUCCGCCUGCUGCUUUUGCCUAUAGUCUUUGCAGCAGCCAUUGGCACUGCAUCCCACUUUGUAUGGGAGGACCCCCGUUUCAAUGUGUACAACUGGUGCCAAGGCUUGCUAGCAGAAGCUAUAUGUGCCAAAGCCUCCUCGUACGCGUUCCACAACGAGGGCAUGCUCCGUGAUGACGAGAUAGCGCCCGACGUCAAGAAAUCCACCACCCCGGACGGCAAGCCUCUCUCCGAUUCCAAACCCGCCAACGGCACCGCCAACGGCCACCGCCCCGACGAAUUCCCCGGCUUCUGGGCCAAACUCCACGACGCCCUCGCCCUUGUCUUCUCCAUGCGCGGCAUCGGCUGGAGAUACGGCAAGGGCGUCUACAUCCCCCACGACACCCGCCCGCUCUCGCGCGGACUCUUCCUCCUCGCCACCCUCAAACGCCUCCUCCUCGGCUUCCUCGCCCUCGACCUCAUCGAGUCCCUCCUCAAACUCGUCCCCGGCGUCGGCUCCCCCUACGGCAGCACCAUCUUCUUCCCCUCCCUCCGCCUCCCACAGCGCUACCUCGUUAGCACAUCCCUGCACUUCGCCACCGGCUGUGCCCUAUACGCCGGCUUCGAAAUGGUCUACGCCCUGCUCACCCUCCUCGCCGUCGGCGUCCUGCGCGACGCGCCCGCAUCGUGGCCGCCCAUCAUGGACGCGCCCUUCGCGAGCGACUCGCUGCACGUCUUCUGGGCGCGCCGCUGGCACCAGGUCCUGCGCGAGGUCUUCUUCGUCUUCGGCGGGUACGCGGGCCGCGUCGCCGGCGGAACGCUCGGGCUCGUCCUCGGCACGUUCGUCGGCAGCGGGCUCUACCACGAGUGCGCGGCGUACGGCAUGGGCCUUGGCUUCGACUGGCGCGUGCCCGUGUUCUUUGCGCUGCAGGCGCCGCUGCUCAUCGCCGAGCGCGUGUGGAGGCGCGUGACGGGCCGCAGGGUCGGCGGGCGCUGGGGGAUGGUGUGGUUGUAUUUCUGCGUUGUUGUACUCGGCCAGCCGCUAGUGGACGCGUGGCACAAGCGGGGCCUGGCUGGCGCACACAUGCUCCCGCCCGCGAUAAGCCCCGCCCGCCAGAUCCUGAUACCUUUGGUGAUGAGCCUACGAUCGUGAAUAUUGGAUCAUCACCGUCUCACUCACUAAACGGAGUUUACGAUCCCCACACGAAUCUAACCCAAGUUAUACCAAUCUAAUCACGGAAACAUAUGCCCAUUAUAUAGAUGAUGACCCAUCUUGCUUAAUCUACAUACCCUCUCACUGCUGCGAUACACGAGUCCUUUCCCGCUUACGCUCACAUGCGAUCUGCUCGAAAUCCCAAGUUGAUCAAUUAGU
This is a messenger RNA of Coniophora puteana RWD-64-598 SS2, 1521 nucleotides long. RefSeq lists its product as uncharacterized. The transcript is spliced from 4 exons. The coding region runs from base 1 to 1302 and encodes 433 amino acids. Lineage: Eukaryota; Fungi; Basidiomycota; Agaricomycetes; Boletales; Coniophoraceae. Gene Ontology annotation, biological process: lipid metabolic process. The record is from RefSeq and is a predicted model, not a curated record.